ACAGCAUCGCACCCAGUCUCCUCGCGACCGCAGGCAAGGCCGCACGUCUCGGGCCCUUAGCCGCCUCAAACGCCGGUUCGAAAAUAUUAUUUUAAAUUACGUUUUAAAAAAUAAAUUUUAAAACAUUUCCUUUCAGUGUUGUGAGUUGGAGUGAUUUCGGAAUUUGUGCGAAAUCGUUACAUUAUGGACGAAUGACUGCGCCGUCAUAGUGUUAAAGAAUUAUUACUUUAGUGAUUUUGUAAAAUACUGAUUUAGUGACAUCUUUGUAAAGUGACAUAAUGGAUUUCAAAAGGCGUCUGUUGGCUGCGGCUGUUUUGUUGAUUAUUGCGGUAUCAUGGAGUCAAGCGGCGCGAGACGCCAGCUGCCCAAGGAUCUGCGGCCCAGCUCUUCAGGGUGAACCAGUUUGCGCUACCGAUGGCUAUAUCUAUCCCUCGCUCUGUGAGAUGCGGAAGAAGACUUGCGGAAAAGGUGUAAGACUUGCUCAAGACCAAGGCUCCUGCUCCAGGGCACAAGGUUCAAAAUGCGAUCACCGGUGCACAUCGGAACGGGACCCCGUGUGCGGCACGAAUGGCAGAACGUAUCUAAAUAGGUGCAUGCUGCAGGUUGAGAUUUGCAGGGUAGGCAUCGGUCUGUCACACUUGGGAGCAUGUAAUAACAUCAGUGCCCAUCGCGAGAAUUGCCCCGUGGACUGCUCCCAGGCGCCUCUAGAUGGACCUAUUUGUGGUUCCGACGGAAAUGUGUACAAGAACACUUGCCAGAUGAAACUCUUUACUUGCGGCCAAGGAGUAGUACGAACAAGCAAGAAGCACUGCCAAACGACACGUCAUUGCAGGGAAUCUUGCUGGAGAGUGGCCAGACCUACUUGCGGGUCUGAUGGGAAGCUGUAUGCCAAUGCUUGCAGGAUGAAGGCCACUAACUGCGGUAAACAUGUGUUCGAAGUACCAAUGGCAUUCUGCGUAUCCCAAGAGCGUACCUCAGGGGGCGAGUCUUGUCCCACCGACUGUUCAGGACAAAAAGAGAAGGUUGUUUGUGGUUCCGAUGAGAACAUUUACAGAAAUGAGUGCGAGAUGAAGAUGCUAAAUUGUGGUGUCAGCAAUAGAAAAAUCGUAAAGAAGGUAGACAUGGAGAAAUGUCGUGGCAAGAUAAACAAGUGCAUGAAAGUAAAAUGUCCCGGCGAGUACGAUCCUGUUUGCGGCACUGACGCCAAUGUUUACAACAAUAUGUGCCAUUUGAAGGUUGCUACUUGCAUGAAAGGCGUUCAACUUGCGCACUUUGGCAACUGCACGUUACUGCCUCGCUUGGAGAUCGACUGCCCGGAAAACUGCGACAACGCUGUGGAACAUCCCGUCUGUGGUUCGGAUGGAAAUGUUUACAAGUCCGAAUGCGAGCUUCGUCGUCUAACUUGCGGACAACACGUAGUCCCAGUAUCUGCGUCCCAUUGCCGUACCACAGCGCUUUGCCACGAACCGUGCCCUGGCACACCCGCGUUCGUUUGCGGCUCCGACAACCGCUUCUAUAAGAACGAGUGUAUCAUGAAGAAGGAGAACUGUGGGUAAGGAAUAAUC
Messenger RNA from Hyposmocoma kahamanoa, 1565 nucleotides. Its product is annotated as agrin. Gene Ontology annotation, biological process: multicellular organism development; cell differentiation. Lineage: Eukaryota; Metazoa; Arthropoda; Insecta; Lepidoptera; Cosmopterigidae. Bases 279 to 1556 code for a protein of 425 amino acids. The record is from RefSeq and is a predicted model, not a curated record. Gene Ontology annotation, molecular function: protein binding. The transcript has 10 exons.